AUGAGUCGAUCCGGAAAGGUGAAGCCGCAGUUGGUCAAGUUCCAAAUCUCGGCGAAUUGUAUCACCUACAGCGUAACCGGAAAAUCUCCAUUCGACGACGUUGUCGGGGUGGUGAUGCUUGUCUUAAACCCUGAGAUGCAAUCCCCAAUGCAUGUCCAUUGUUAUCGAUGUGAUAGCCCUGAAACUGCGCAAAUUAUGCACGCCAAUAUACAGCUCCUCCUCGCCCGACCCGAGCAUCAACGCGCGAUUAUGGACCUCGAGCAUCGAUUAUUCCUAUCAGGACUUCUGGUGCCAAGGCCCCAGAUCCGCUCGAUGAUGCCUUCGCGGACACAUAGCAAAGUUUCGGAUAUUAGGGAAAGGCUGGUGGGACAGCCAAAAAUGGCGAGUAUGGGGGAUUUGUCAAAGGUCGGGCUCUUCGAUAGUUUGCAUUCAAAACGCAUCAGCCAUUUAUCUGUCAGCGAAAUCCCCUCAUUCGACGAUCCCCAUCAACAGUUCAGACUGUUUGGGGAUACGCUCAAUCGGCCUGGGAAGAAAGCGAGAAGUAUGGAUAAUAUUGCUGAUGCCCAAGUGUGCACCGAAUUACGAGGUCCACCUCCAUUACCGCGACGCGGUAUGGGCAGUCAAAUGGACAAUUUUGGUGACAAGCACUUCGGGACUGCCAAUUCGUGGACAACCACUCGGCAUCACAGUUUUAAAUGCCGACUU
This is a messenger RNA of Mesorhabditis spiculigera, 705 nucleotides long. Lineage: Eukaryota; Metazoa; Nematoda; Chromadorea; Rhabditida; Rhabditidae. The record is from the annotation of a GenBank genome assembly.